Molecule: messenger RNA, 4216 nt
Organism: Hypoxylon trugodes
Lineage: Eukaryota; Fungi; Ascomycota; Sordariomycetes; Xylariales; Hypoxylaceae
Exons: 3
Coding region: 284-3997 (1237 amino acids)
Biological process (GO): regulation of DNA-templated transcription
Molecular function (GO): DNA binding
Source: RefSeq, a predicted model, not a curated record
UCUCGACCCCUAAAAAGCUAGUCGGGUUGGUUUGUAUCCUUCCCCAGACUACUUUGCGUCCUUAAUAGGCACGCGUCCCCUUUUUUUGACUAACCAUCCGGUCUUCUCCUGUUUAAUUUAUACUUUUUCCUCCAUCCUAGGACUUUGCUGAGAUCGGAUCGGAUGUGACACAUUAAACCGAAACUGGCGCCCUUUACUUUCCCGUUGACUGUUACGCCCUAGCUGUACGUAAUUCUCUGCAGGUCACGCCCUUAAACGACAAACCCACGACCAGCCGGAAGAGAUGGAAUUUAUCAAUUGGGACGCUACCGGAGGUGGCGCCGAUUUUGAUCCGGUAGUUACGUCGGAGGGCGUACCCGUCGUACCCAUUGAUGCUGUUCCUCCUUCGUCAGACGAACCUAACAUGGACUUGGUCUUUGGAGACGUUGAUGGCGAUGACUGGUCCUACUGGGCCCUCGAGCACUUCGAGUCCACCCAGAUGCCGCAGGAGAUGGACUUGACGGCUCUCCCUGAACCGGAACCAUGUGCUGCAGACCUAGAAAUGUACUGGGAGACUCCAGAGGCCCCUUGUACCCAUUGUGCUGUCGGUGGCUACCAAUGCAAGCGUAUCCGCGAAGGUAAAUACAAGGGUUACUGUACGAGCUGUGUUGCGUUGCGAUGUGAAUGCAGUUUUGGGCCCCAAGAGAAUAAUCUGACAGCUGAGGCGGGUGCAACUUUCCCCGCCAAUCCUUGGCCCAUCAUGGGCGAUAGACCAGAGACGUCUAUCCUCCACGAGGAUGAAUUGGCUGCUAUUAUUACCUCGGGGCCGCCGGGAUCGUGUUUAAAUGCUAUUGCUGAGGAUAAACAGCCAUCGCCAAAGCCUCAGCAAAUGCCCAAGAUUGGUGCGCGGUUUUCUCGCGAGUCUGUGAAGAUCCUAAAAAACUGGGUGUCAACGCAUAGUAGACACCCGUAUCCUACCGAGGAGGAAAAAGAAGGCCUACAGAAGAUUACUGGUCUUAAUAAGACACAGAUUACUAACUGGCUAGCAAAUGCCCGCCGUCGGGGCAAGAUCCAACCUACCCGAGCGACAUCCCCUCAUAUCGGCCGAGGAUACGUCCAAGCUAUCGAUAUUCCUCAACGGAGAGGCACACCAGCGUUGUUUGAAAGCAUGAACCCUUUGCAACGUUGGGCGAACUCUCCGCCCGAGAACGAACCGGCUUCUGUCGCGGCUAUUGCUCGAGCCGUGUCGGCUUCUUCCUCAUACUCACAAACCUCUGGAUCUGGACGUAACAGUCCUUACGUGUCCAACUAUUCAGACGAUGGAUCUAGUAGAUCAUUGUGCAAUCAGUCGUCUGCUAGCAGUCUUGGCACUUCCCACUCGAGUGGUGGUUCUUUCGCAUCCGCGUAUUCUAACAAAUCGCGUGGUUCACUCGGUUCUUUGCCAUCAUUCGUUCGAACUCGGGGACGACGUCGCCGUCGACGAGCUCCCCCUAAACGAGCCGACGAAAGUCUCAACCAACCACUGAAAACUUUCCAGUGUACUUUCUGUACCGAAACUUUUAGAACCAAACAUGACUGGCAGCGGCACGAGAAAUCGUUGCACCUGUCCCUCGAGCGAUGGAUAUGUUCGCCUGAGGGACCAAAGGUUAUCAACCAUGAGAAUGGCCUGAUGAGCUGCGUCUUUUGCGGCGAAGUAAAUCCGAACGACGCUCAUAUCGAAUCCCAUAACUACUCUGGAUGCACCGAGCGAACACAAGAAGAGAGAACAUUCUAUAGGAAGGAUCAUCUCCGCCAACACCUUAAACUUGUGCACAAUGUCAAGUUUCUUUCGUGGGCAAUGGAUAGGUGGCGAGUAGCGUCUCCCGAGAUUCGAUCACGAUGCGGUUUCUGUGGUAUCGUACUCGAUAGUUGGACAAUCAGAGUUGACCAUUUGGCCGAGCAUUUCAAGACCGGUAACACUAUGGCUGACUGGAAGGGUGACUGGGGUUUUGAAGCGCCCGUUCUUGAGAUGGUUGAAAACUCCAUCCCACCUUAUUUAAUUCACGACGAAAGAAAUACGCCUCUUCCGUAUAGAGCCAGUAGCGGUACACCUACGACGCCGACAAGUGCUUAUGAACUCCUGAAGUUGGAGCUUCAGCAUUAUACUUCCGUCCGUGCAGCGGAUACGGGGAAAACGCCGACCGAUGAUGAGUUACAACGAGAGGCUUGUGCCAUCAUUUUCGAGUCACAGGCCCACUCGCGACAAUCCCGAUGGGAGCCGUCAUCUUGGCUCCGUGAUCUGAUCGUUUCCUCGGAAGAGAAUUCUCUGCAUGCUGCGUUACGGCCAAUUCGGAGCCAGUCGGAUAACCGGCUAACAUCGCUUCAUAUUAACGGCAGAGAUAAUAUAUUUGAGGGAUGCGAGUUCGAAAAACAAAUGCAGGAUUUUGUCAAGGCCAAGCAACUAUUAGGCCUAACGGCCAUGGAUCAUGAACUUCAAGUCGAAGCUUGUCGCAUCAUUGGUAGAAUGGAAGAAAAGUCGGGUAACCCGAUGGAAGAUAUAGCGAAUUGGAUGCUUCGCAUGAUAUACGGAUCUCCAAAGUGGCUUGAGAACUUCAGGCAACGGGCGCAUCUACCGCGUAGCGAAGACGUGGGUGACGUCAAUCUAAGGUCUAAGGAUCCCAAGACUAUCGAUUCGACCAUCCACAACUACAGUAGGUUGGAGCAAGAACUCGGUGAGUACCUUCAAAGCCAGAGGUCAAUGGGAAUUGAACCCGAGGAUGCCGACUUGCAGCGGAAUGCCCGCAUCAUUAUCUACGAUAGCGACGACGAAUGGAAUCAGACAGCAGCAGAUGAUAAGGACUGGCUUCUUCGUUUCAGACAGAGACACCCUUCUAAUCGUGCUCCUACGGCUUCCGCAUCGAGCAACUCCCCGGCGGUCCAUAAAAAGUCCCAGUCCCCACCGCAGGCGCAGACUCCUGCAAGGGAUUCCCAAUAUGUUGGUCCUUUAUUCAGCAAUUUACCAUCCCUUGAUGACCACCAACAAGCACCUAGCGGUAACCUCAACGUCACCGCCAACGAUAACAACAAUAAUUCCAUCAAAACAGGUCCCUUCUUCCUUAACGACACAAACUGUUACCGCCGCUUGGCCCGUGGACUCAGUCGCUUCGUAGCAACAACCAUGUCUCCUAAUAAUCCGAAUCGGCACGUGCCGACCGACGAAGAAAUCCAGUACCAAGCACGGUGGCUGAUCUACGAUGACGACGACCCAUGGAACCAAACCGCAGCCGACAACUUCGAAUGGCUCCAACGCUUUAAGCGGGACGUCGGAAUUCUACGAGGAGAUAACGGCCCUGGCCUAGGCAGCACCGCAAAUCAACCAUGGGCGCCAUCAGAAGGCGGGACAGGCUUCGCGCCACCAUACGUAGCGCCGAAUCCAACAGCCACGAUCGAGCCUCUAGACGCAGAUCCCACGGUAUUCAUCCGCGAGGAUGCAAAGCCAUUUGAGCCGGCGGCGAGUACCGCCAACCGCUUCCUACGAAGCUUCACGCGCCGCUUCCCAGCCCCCGCGAAAGUAUUCUGCAGCCGUGAGCUCGAGAACGGAUUGACUGAGUACGUGCGUCGCGAAGUUGGACGCACAGGUGUGUUUCCAAGCGAUGAUGCGCUACGAGAACGAGGGCGUCAGAUCAUGGCUAUGCAGAAAACGAGCUGCGAUGACCCUAUCCUACUCGAGCGCUUCAAGGCCGCUGUCAGGGCCGCCGGACUUCCAGAUCCCGCCGCGGGUAUGGGUGUAAGCACGCCUCUGACGCAAGCGGAUAUCGCGGCGGUGACGGCGGCUUCGAAUCCCGGCGCGUCGGAUGCGGCGCUCGCCACGCUGCCGGAGGAUAUGGACGUGGAUUUCCACUUCACUGACCAAGAGAUGAAUGACUUGCUGCAAGAUGUGGAUCCGGACUUAGGUGGCGGGGUGUCAUUGAGCAACCUGGAUCCCUUGCAUAUAGGAGGUGGUAAUAGUGGUCUAGGCGAAUCGGGCUUCCAGCCUUAAUCGAAAAAAUAUAGGAAGGGUGGUGGCGGUUAUGAUUAUUCUUCUUUCAGCAUAUUAGAUACCAUUUGGGAGUAGUAGCAUUUAUUCUUUUAGGGUAGGCGUUGAUGCUUUGAAUUGCACUUUUUGAUAUCUACCUGUAUUAUAUUGAGUGAUAGCUAAGGGAUGGUUGGAUGAUAGGUAAUGAAACAACCUCACUCUGCUCUACAAGUCCCUCAUUCG